Messenger RNA from Hevea brasiliensis (rubber tree), 1345 nucleotides. RefSeq lists its product as uncharacterized. The transcript is spliced from 3 exons. Lineage: Eukaryota; Viridiplantae; Streptophyta; Magnoliopsida; Malpighiales; Euphorbiaceae. The coding region runs from base 100 to 825 and encodes 241 amino acids. The record is from RefSeq and is a predicted model, not a curated record. Gene Ontology annotation, cellular component: mitochondrial matrix.
CCACGUCAUCCUCAAAGCCUACUGAAAUGAAACCCACUGAAGUCUUGAACCCUUUGCCUACGAAGAAACGCUCGCCUUUUUCCUCUUUACAUUUAAAAAAUGGCACGCCUAAUUCGUUCUCUAAGAAGAACCCUUUUCUUCCCUUCUAAAACCCUGUUUCCCCAUCUUCAACAAUUGCGCCAAAACCCCAUUUCACUUCCUGACAAAUUGGGAUUAACCCAAACAAGUGUAACCAGAAAUUACAUAUCAGAAAUGCGCAAAUCCGCCUUUCAAGAUAACAUCCUCAGGCUCCUUCGUAACGAGAUCCAAUACGAGCUGGAACGUGGCCCUCCUAAAGAACCCGUUACCAAGUUCAAUUCCUUUACAAUUGAUGACCAGCCAGGGGAGCAAUGGAUUACGUUAAAAAGGAAGUUUGCAAGGAAUGAGGAGAUUAAGGUAGAAGCAACCAUGUUUGAUGGAAGCGUUCCAAGUCCAAUAUCUGGUGAUAUCACCAAGGACAAUGUGCAGCUUCACAUUACUUUGAUUGUUAAUAUCUCUAAGAGUAAUGGCGAUGUUUUAGAGAUUAUGUGCUCAGCUUGGCCAGAUUCCAUUGAAAUUACAAAGCUUUUCACGCGCACAAGUGAGAAGAUGCCAGCUCAAGCUUAUGUUGGUCCUGAUUUCAAGGAAUUGGAUGAUGAACUGCAAGAUUCACUCUACGAAUUCUUGGACGCAAGGGGUAUAAAUGAUGAAAUGUCAGCUUUCUUGCACGAAUACAUGAAGAACAAAGAUAGAACUGAGUACAUUAAGUGGAUGGGUAUUGUCAAAUCUUACAUUGAGAAGAAGUAAAGAUUAUUUUCUUAUUAUGAUCCAUUAACCCGUGUAUUGGUUAAUGGAACUUUAAACAAGGAUGUCAAUUUGGCUACCUAUACAAAAUCUCACUAGAAUUUGAAGAGGGGAUCUCCAUGGUGGGAAGAAUUGAAGGGCUUCUGAGUUUAAAAGUUGUUUGGAAUUUGGAUCAUUCAGUUUUAUGCCAUUCUCUAUUUAUCUGGGUUCAAACAAUGAUUGAAUGUUGGAUUGUAACUUAUUCUUCAACCUGAUGAAAGUAUAUAUACAAGUGAAGCAGAAGCACAUUAUUUUGCCUUCAAUGAAGUUAAACUGUUGGGGUGGGAACGAGACAUCUAACUCCUGGGUUGACAUGUCCAAAUCACAGAUAAUCAUUUCUGCAAGCAAAUUGACCUUUUUUUAGAUUGAUUUACUUCGUGUAAGUAUGAAUAUAGUGAAUACAGGUGCCAAACAGAGGACUAUGGAGACUUAGAAAUGAACUGGUACAUUGCAUUUCUGAAAAUAAAAGAUUUAUUUAUUUUAA